CUAUACCUCCUGGGCCCCCUGCAGCCGCAAGGCCUGCUUCCUCUGUAGUUAUGUCCCUGAAUAAGAAAGAACUUGUAGCUCCACUGACAUGCAGAGCAUUGGCCUGUGUGCAACUACACUUUUGCGUUUUUCAGGCAAGUCACAUGUGGUGUACGGCCAAUUUCUGUCAGCAGACCAUACACCACUUGUGACUGUGUACUUAAAUACAGACUUUAGCAAGCGCUUUCAGCUGAUUUAAAAACAUGGUGUUGAAAACACAUUAAACUGACCUGUGUGCCAUUGUCCUUGGGCUUGCUCCUUGUGUUUUUUUUGUGCUAAAAAAGUGCACUGAAAGCACAUAUGCAAUCAUGUUUAUAAUAUUACUAUGUAUAUAACUUUGUAAGGGCUAUACAGAUGAGAGUCCCUUCUCUAAACUAUGUCCGAUUCCCGCUACCAAUAUCAAGAAGCAUUUUGUGUGUUGUAAGAAGGUGCAGCAACCAGCCAUUUGUGACAUAAUGUAAACCUCACACCCACAUUUAUUUUCAAUCUCAGAGGGAACGUUUAAGCACCUGACUCUUCCCCUAAGGCAAGAUUAUUUUUAUUGUUGACUUAGAGCACUUUAUUUGCCAGAAACCAGUGGGUUAACUUCCUUUGAUUCACACAGGUGUCAGCUUUUCUUUCUUUGUUCCUUUUUGUUUGCGUGGAGAGGUGCAUACUUAUGGCUUUCUAGUUGUUUUCAAAAUAAAUUGUCCUAGAAAGCAAUUACCAUACCUGAGAGCUCACAGAGUGUGUGGGGUUAUACAGUGCCUAGCUGCCUCUUACAUGAACUCUGCAUGGUUGACAGGAGCCUUCGUUCAGACAAUGAAGGCAGAAAGAGCGUCCCUGCUUUCAGGAUACUGGAUGUUGCUGAGGUGUUUCAUGCCUGUAGGCUGAGUGAGUUCAUGUAGCUCCUAAAACUGUAGGGUGACUUUACAUGGAAAAGCAUGUCUGGGCGCAGCGUCCGUCUGAAAUCUGUUCCCAUCCAAAGCCUCUCGGAACUGGAGCGAGCGCGACUUCAGGAGGUUGCUUUUUACCGUCUGCAGCAAGAUUAUGAUUUGAAUUGUCAGAUCACCAUUCCCAAAGAUGGGCAGAAGAGGAAAAAGUCUUUGCGGAAGAAGCUGGACUCAUUAGGAAAGGAGAAAAACAAAGACAAAGAAUUCUUACCGCAGGCAUUUGGAAUGCCACUAUCACAAGUUAUUGCCAAUGACAGAGCCCACAAACUUCGUCAGGAUUCUCAAAAAGAAGAGCAGAAAGAUGUUGUCGAUUUUGUAGCUUCAAUUUUACCCUUUGGAUCAAAGAGACAGAAUAAAGAACUCUCGAGCAGUAAUUCAUCUCUGAGCUCCACUUCAGAAACACCAAAUGAAUCGACCUCCCCCAAUACACCAGAAGCAGCACCUCGGGCAAGGAGGAGGGGUGCAAUGUCUGUAGACUCUAUUACUGAUCUUGAUGACAAUCAGUCUAGACUCCUAGAAGCUUUGCAGCUGUCACUGCCAGCAGAGGCCCAAAGUAAGAAAGAAAAAGAAAGGGACAAAAAGUUAAGUCUGAACCCUAUCUACCGGCAAGUUCCCAGACUUGUGGACAGCUGCUGUUUACAUUUAGAAAAGUAUGGGCUCCAGACAGUGGGGAUCUUUAGGGUUGGAAGUUCCAAAAAGAGAGUUCGACAGUUACGUGAAGAGUUUGACCGUGGCAUAGAUGUGGCUUUAGAAGAAGAACACAGUGUUCAUGAUGUUGCUGCCUUGCUGAAAGAAUUUCUGAGAGAUAUGCCGGAUCCCCUUCUUACCAGAGAACUCUAUACAGCGUUUAUUAAUACUUUGUUAUUAGAUACAGAUGACCAACUUUUUACGUUACAACUACUUAUUUACUUGCUACCUCCCUGCAACUGUGAUACACUACACAGGCUGUUGCAGUUCCUUUCAACCGUUGCCAACCAUGCAGAUGACACAAUGGACAAAGAUGGACAAGAGAUUACUGGGAACAAAAUGACAUCUUUAAACCUGGCCACAAUAUUUGGGCCCAACCUGUUGCACAAGCAGAAAUCAUCUGACAAAGAGUUUACAGUUCAGAGUACGGCCCGCGCAGAGGAAAGUACAAUCAUAAUUGCAGUUGUACAGAAAAUGAUUGAGCACUUUGAAAGCCUUUUUAUGGUCCCUCCUGAUUUACAGAAUGAAGUUCUCAUGAGUCUGUUAGAGACUGACCCCGAUGUAGUGGACUAUUUGCUAAGAAGGAAGGCUUCCCAAUCAUCGAGUCCUGAGUUGCUAAGAUCAGAGCCAUCUUUCUCAGCAGAAGGAAGACAUUCAUCCACAGACUCAAAUAAAGCUUCUAGCGGGGAUGUUUCUCCAUAUGACAAUAACUCUCCAAUCCUGUCUGAACGUUCUGCUAUUGCAAGGCAAGAGGACAAUGUCAAUUCAGAGAAGCUUCACAAGGCUCCUGAACCACACACCCUGGUUGGGCACCUAUUGGUCAAAACCAGGGAUUAUUCCUCUACACAGUGCAAUAAGGAAAUUCCAGAGGAUAAUUUUGAUAUAUGGGGCACCUGGCAUUCAACUUUAAAAUCUACAUCCAAAGAUCAAGGAAUGACAGAUUCAUAUGGGAAUAUCUAUGAAAAUAACUCUUUGCAACAAGGACAGUGUUCUCAUUCCCAAGGAAACCUUGCUCAGGACUGGCAGCAGUGUAAAAACUCUGUAAAAGAAUUGGACAACGGAAAGCCAAACAUACGGAGGAGUCAGACGUCGUCUGCCAUUUCUGAGUUCCGAUCACACAUUCCAGUGACACGAGUAUGCAGCAAUCCACAGACAGAGUUAAGCAGAAGAAACCUGGAAUACUCGACAAGGUGUGAUCAGCACUUAAAUACCAGCAAUGCUGAGGACAUCACUGACAAAGAUGCAACAUUACCUUGUAUUGAGAAUAAACCCAGGCCUUUAUACCUGCAGCAUAUUGAUGUCAGUAAAAAUGAGGCCCGUCUCCCCCCUCCCUACCCAGGCUCAGUAAAACAAAGUGCAGCACAGACUCAUCGUCCCCCAGUAUUUUCAAAUGAGCAGGGUUUGUGGAGAUUGCCAAAGUCAGAGACAAUUGCUGGGACAUCGUUGGGUCGGACUCAAGCCACAGAACAAGCUGCUUGUAACAGGCAGAUUUCUCAGAAAAACCCAAACAAUAACCAGAACAGUAGGAAUCUGACAGAACAAGACUGGCAGGACUGGCAGAGAGAGAGGUGGCAGAUCUGGGAACUCUUAUCUGCAGAUAACCCAGAUACUCUCCCUGAAACACUAGUAUGAUGGACAAAAGAAUAUUCAGAAUGGACACAGAAGCCAUAGUCUUACUUGAGACUAAAGAAACAAGAAAGUGAAAAUUAUGUACUUUUUUUAUUUUUUUACACUUUUAUUUUUUAAUUCCUUUGGAACUAUUUUUUGCAUUUAUACGUAUGCAUCACUGCCAUGUUGUCUUUUCUUUAUAAAUCGCUGCUUACAUCUAAGGACAGGAGUUGAACAGUUCUUAUCACGGUGAAUGGUGUAUGCUAAGAAAGCAGCUAAGUAGAUUGGCUGUCUUAAAGCCUAGACAUUCCCUAUGUAUAUUCUUCAGUGAGCUUGUCGGCAUUACACUAUGUGCUGUGGACACAAGCAGUAAAACAAUCAGUUGAAAUAGUUUUGUUCUUCACUGCACUUGUCUUGCCAUGAUAAUCAAGAACUUCUUUAUAAAUUACGCACACGCUGGUUUCUGUGCUUUUCAUUUUUUUAUUGGGGGGGUUACUUUUUUUUUUAUUCUCAGGUUGCUGGGGGGAAAGAAGCAGCUUAAAAUGCCAUAUUGCAGGGCACUAUCAUAGGAGGACUGUAAUUGACUCCAUGUUUUAACUUUUACAUGUUUGCUUCUAAGAAAGACUAUAUAUAGUUCCAUUUUAAUCAAGUACAGUAGGUUGGAAUGUAGCUACCAUAGGAUAUAAAAAGAAAAACUAUUAGAAAACAAGGGUCUCAAGAGCAGUCUACAUACAUUCAUCACUCACCACAUCUUUCUUGUAAGCACUGAAAGUGCUAGUCACAGCUAUAACAUUUUAUAAAUAACCCCCUAUAUGUGCAAUCCAACUCACCCUUCAAAUGUAAUGCCCCAUCGCUGCUCAUUGACUUUCUGUCCUAUGCAUUAACAUAUGCAUACCUAUGUCCCUUUAGUUGUUGGGGGAUUUUGGAAGUGCAAAUUAAGGCCAUAGUAAGGGUAACUGUAAAUAAAGUGAUAUGGUGGCCAUCUUGACUUGCCCUACUAUGUGUGGGUUUCAGUGCUUCCACCCCUAUUUUCACUCCAAGAAACAGUUUUGCAAGUAUGAAAAGUCAAUUGUAGGCAAUAAGUCUAAAAUACAAUGUGUGCCUCCUCCAGCUGGACAAAAAUUACCAAAACUAGGCGACAUUAAAACAUAUCACCCGUGGAUCUUAAUAUGGGUUUUUUUAGAUCUAAAUUUAGAUUCAGAUUUACAAACAGGUCCUAAGAUUACUUGUCAACUAAUAAAUUAUCCCUUGCUGUACCUGCAUCUUGCUGAAAGAAGCUAAUCACUGAUUGGCUGCUGUGGGUUACUGCCCAUUUGUAAUUUUGCCCAGUGUUCAGUUUGAGUUACAAAACACUAAGGGAAGCAAUAUACAAUAAAAAAGAAAAAAGUUAAUCCCUUAGAGUAACCCCCUCCUGCCGUUCCCUUUCAGUCUCUCAACUGCGUGAAAAAAGUUCCAAAAAAAUAAGAAAAAAAUAUACAUAUAUUCCAAUUU
Messenger RNA from Xenopus laevis (African clawed frog), 4757 nucleotides. It is a transcript of the gene arhgap6.L, whose product is annotated as rho GTPase-activating protein 6. Gene Ontology annotation, biological process: signal transduction. Lineage: Eukaryota; Metazoa; Chordata; Amphibia; Anura; Pipidae. The record is from RefSeq and is a predicted model, not a curated record. Gene Ontology annotation, molecular function: GTPase activator activity. Bases 963 to 3290 code for a protein of 775 amino acids. The transcript has 14 exons.